GUUACACGCCAACGUUCACGGAUUACAAAGAAGACUCCCUACAUACAGAUGGUGUUCAGGAGAUGUCCUUAAAUAUAAAUAAUCUUCCCCCAUCUAAAAGAUCUUCAGCCAUAUGCGAGAUCCAUCCAACCUACAAUAGAUACCACCAUGAGCUGAACUAUUCUUGCCGUGACUCUGAACCGAUGGAUCUAGCGAAAUCUAGCCUUUUAGAUGAGCAGAACCUCUCUUUAUAUCAUGAAACCGUUCCGAAUCAAGUUAUUCCUACCCCUAAUGAGUCUCAACUUCUGGACAUUUCGGUGAUAAUGGAGGAAAAUGUGAUUAAUCAUCCCACCAAAACCUCCCAGUCGAAAAUGCCGAAAACGGUUGAUAUCUCGGUAGACAUGAGCCUCUGUAGCAGUCCCGAUGAAAUUCGUGAUGGUGUCCAUGAUUUGAAACCUAUAAAUAUUAAGGAAAGCGAUCCUAACGAUGAUAUAAAUAAUAAAAAGUUAACCUCCAACCUUCCGAUUCAAUCGAUAGAUAUGUCCCUCGUCGAAAUCUCUAUAUUAGGAAUCAAAUCUUCAGAUAAAACAGAUGAUAGUAGUUAUAAUAUCAAAGAAGGGGUUUCUAAUAACGACAUUGUCUUGGAUGCCUCUUUAUUUGCUAACGAACCUAUUUGCAUUUCAGGUGCCACGUAUACUGAAACUCGAGCUAUUCUUCCCUUGCAAAAUAGCAAUAAUGAUAAAACCGAGAUUGAAGACGAGGAAAAAGAUUUGGUCCCCAAAUUAAAAUCCAUUCUCAAAACUAGGAUAACGAACGAAAAAAUCAUAAUUCGCAACCCUUUCGAUGAUCAAAUCCCAUCCUCGAUUCGAAAACGGAAAGACACCGAAUAUUUAUAUUCGGAAACCGCUGACACCAAAUACAGCCAGGCCAAAAAAAGCGUGCUCACACCUCUCACCUUGCACAAUUCGUCUACAACCGUUAAUAUGGAUCUAUCUGACACUGAGUUAUUGAACGAAGUGAACAUGACUCAUUUGAUCCUCAAUGAGACGGUUACUUGUACAAAUCUUCAUGAUAGUUGCAAUCUCAAUAAUGAUAACCAACUUAUGCGAGACAUAACAUAUACUGUGACUGUGACUAACACUGAGAAUAAAUUGAUUGAGACUGCCAAUAACGAUGCAUUAUUAUUACGAAAGGAAAUGAAAGUUGAUGAGAACAAUUUGGCAACUACUUUCAACAUUUCCCUGGAUUUAUCCGUUGAUACGGCCUGUAAUACCGCGUUUUUGGAUGAUAAUUUCAGUAGUGACAGUUCAAGUUUCGAGAAAAACGAAAAAAAAAUUAUGGAUUUGUGUAGCCAGAAAGUCGUUGUGGCUAAAAUUUCACCUUGCCAACAAGUUUUACCUCCACAAGCUAUCACAGAACGAAUAUCUUGGAAAGAUAUCGAAUCAAAAUAUUACGAUGCCGAAUCUGUAAAUCGAUUCAUCCAAAAUUUCGAGUCCCCUAGUACCACGUUGAAACAAUACUUUGACGAAUGGAUAUCUUCCUUGGAGAUCGACUCUGAUAGCAUUGAAUUUAAUGCAAUUGAAAUAGAACACAAAGCAUCGAUCACUGAUAUCUAUCAAAAUUACCCAGCCCUAUUGCGGGAGUUUGUUGAAGAUAAAUGCCAAACCUACCUUAAUCAAAAAGGCGUUCCCGAUCAUUCUGAAGUUCUAGAUGAGUUAUUGGUUCAACCCGAUUCUGUACCUACGAUUUGCAAGCAAACGGAGAAAUCGGUCGAAACAUUUUUCAAUAAAAUCAAAUUGGAAUUUUUGAAAUCGUUUCAAUCUAUGAUAGAGGUACUUCAACACCAGAAUUUUGAAAAACACCAAAAGUUGAAAGAUGAAGAUACACAAAAAUUAGCCAUGGCAAGGGAAGCAUUAAAAGCCAAAAAAAACGUCAAAAAGGCAGAAUCCCUAAAACAUGAGAACGAAUUUAACGAUCGUAAAAAGAUUUUGGAAAUUCGUAUUGAAGAGGCUAAGAUGGAAAAUGAACGAAUUGCCAAAAAUAUUCAGAUGAAAGAAGACAGGAUAGUCGAAUUACUGACCCGGCGUCUAUCUUUACACAAAGAAAGAGCUAAGUUAUAUAAUAGCUUGAUGGAUAACGUCCUAGAUACAAUGACUGUAUUAGAUGAUGGUAUAUCAAUGGAUGAAGAAUUUGAUGAAAAGGAUGAUGUCGAAAAUGGACAAUUGACACCAAAUGAACGAAUCAAGAUUUAUAAAAAGCAAUUCAUGUGGGAAGUCAAAAAUUGCCCGUGUACAAUUGACGAAAAUAUAGAGGUGUAUUUUAAUGAUAAGACCUAUCUAUUGACUAUAUCUCUUAAGUCCGAUUCCAGCUAUAAUAUAAAUUCUAAGAAUAUUAUGCAAUCUCAAAUUCCUAUAAAGGAUAUUACUUGGCAAAAAAUUCCUUCUGAUGAUCAACUCACAGUACUCGAAAAAUUUAUAGACAAAUAUGGAAAACUCUCAUUUUCAGCACUAAACCUCGCAACUCGUUUUCCCGAUACAAGUUUCAUUCCUAGCAUAUUAUCGGGUACGCAAGUUCUUGCCUCUAAAUUAAAACAUCUUCAAAAAGAAUUACAGUUUUGCUCUUCCAAAAAAUGUACCCUUUAUAUUCUUCCUCAAGUAUCAAAUGAUGCAAUAAAUACAUCCACUAAUGAAAAAGAAGUGGACCAACAAUCCAUAAAAUUUGAAGUGGGCGUGUUUAUCUUUCAGCCAUUUUCUCGUUACAAAAUUCAAAUCGAGCUUUUAUCAAAUUCCUACCUUGAAGACAAGCUUACAUUUCACCUUAAGAGACUAUAUGGACAAGAUCAGGAGGAGUAUAUAAGAAGACAUCUUGAAUCAAUAUCACCUGAAAAAGGAUAUCUAGAAAAAUGUCUCAAUAUUUUUACAGAUAUAGCAUAG
Messenger RNA from Gordionus sp. m RMFG-2023, 2912 nucleotides. RefSeq lists its product as uncharacterized. The record is from RefSeq and is a predicted model, not a curated record. The coding region runs from base 63 to 2912 and encodes 949 amino acids. The transcript is spliced from 15 exons. NCBI's taxonomy places the organism in Eukaryota, Metazoa, Nematomorpha, Gordioida, Chordodea, Parachordodidae.